Molecule: messenger RNA, 450 nt
Organism: Calliphora vicina (urban bluebottle blowfly)
Lineage: Eukaryota; Metazoa; Arthropoda; Insecta; Diptera; Calliphoridae
Exons: 3
Coding region: 67-450 (127 amino acids)
Source: RefSeq, a predicted model, not a curated record
AUAAUAAUAAAUUGUAAAAACAGUAAUUAACAUUUUGCAUUUUUAGAAUAUUUUUUUUUUUACAAAAUGGCACGCUCUAGAUCUGUGAAGGAAUCUUCUACUAAAACAAUUCCAUCAACAUCCAUUGAAACUGUAUCAAAAUUGGAAAAACUCCAAAAAAGUAUAGAAGAAUUUCAAAAAGUAAACAGCGACAUGGCUAAAGAGAUUAAGGAAUUAAAUGAAACAUUUUCUGGACAAAACAAAAUAAUUGUAGAUCUAUUGUCUGAAAUGCAUGUCUUAAUAAAAUCAGAUUUAACCUCCACUGCAGUAGCCUCAAAAUAUUUGGACAUAUUUCCCCUUAAAUCUAAAUCGGAAAUGGACGAUAUAGAAAUAGAAAUUUCUGCUGAAAAUAUGGAAGCAAUGACUCACACAAUUAAAAAAAUAGUGGGAAGAAAUGGUAUUAACCCUUAA